AUGUCGACGAGCUUAAUAUCCUUGCAAGGCCGAAUAUUGCUGCACAGCAAGUUGACCGCCACUUGCGUCUGCGAGAUCCCCCGAAUAUUCCUGAACACCACAUUCUCCACUUGCACGGCCGAACUCACGCCCUCCAUGCAGUUGGAGUGCGGGCAGUACUGCUGGUCGAUGACGAUCGGGUUUUUCACGUACCUCAUGACGAUAUCCUCGAACGUGAUGCCGGACGCCAGGCUGGACUGUGACGGGGCCCACGUCUUGAUGCGGACCCCGUUUUCCGUUCCCGCGAAGGAGCAGUUGGAGACGCGGACUCCGAGGACGUACUCGUUUUGGGGGCCUUUGCCGAGGCUGCCGACGCUGAUGCCGUGGCCGGGGCCGCAGGAGACGAAGGAGAUGUCGACGUCGCGGGUGCCGGAGACCAUGGAUAUGCAGUCGUCGCCGGUGCUGAUUCGGGAGUUGGAGAUGCGGAUGGAGUUGGAGGAGCCGAUGCGGAUGCCGUCCGUGUUGGGGCUGUCGGCUGGGGCCGUGAUUCGGAGCUGGGUGAGGUUGACGUUGGUGCAGGCGAAAAGGUUGAUGUGGGGCCAAGCAGCCGGGCCUUCUCCGUCCAGGUACCCGCCGCCGGCCACCGUCAAUCGGUUGAUAUACCGGAAACCUAUCCACGUGUCGGUAAUGAACUUGCUGGGUUCCGUCGGGGCCCGCAGGGUCCCUUUGUUCAGAAAAGCAAUGGGCCCGUUACACGGCCCGGAAAACGUCACCGACCCCACCAAAUACACCCCGCGUGGAAUCCAAACGCCGCUCUUCCCACGGUACGCGCACGCGUCCUGCCACGCCCUAAGAAAUGCCUGA
Striga asiatica is the source of this 843-nucleotide messenger RNA. The record is from the annotation of a GenBank genome assembly. Lineage: Eukaryota; Viridiplantae; Streptophyta; Magnoliopsida; Lamiales; Orobanchaceae.